AUGGAAUCCGCAGAGUCGGAAUUAGGGCUUCCCAGCAACUACAGGUUUGAGAUUGACAAGUGUGUGAGGCGCAUCAAAGAGAAGAAUGCGACACGUGUUGCGCUUCAGUUUCCUGAGGGACUUCUUAUGUUUGCAGCUCCCAUCGCUGACAUAUUAGAGGCGAAAACGGGCGCAGAAAUGGUGAUAUUAGGUGAUGUCACGUAUGGUGCGUGUUGCGUGGAUGAUUACUCGGCGGUGGCGUUGGGAUGCGAUUUCUUGAUUCAUUACGGCCACAGUUGUCUCAUUUCCAUCAAGGACUGCCUUAUUAGUAGCAUGAUGUACGUCUUUGUGGAAAUAGAAAUUGAUAUUCAACACUUCGUGGACACCGUAAGGCGUCUCGUCUCACCUGAGACUCGUUUAGCGUGUAUUGCCACCAUCCAGUUUGUAUCGUCGAUGCGGGCUGGGAUGCAGAUGCUAAGGGACCACUUCCAGCACCCUGUAAUUAUCCCACAGAACCGCCCACUCUCGAGCGGCGAGAUACUUGGCUGCACAAGCCCCGUGGUGGAUCCGGCAACUGUUGACAUGGUGCUUUACGUGGGUGAUGGGAGGUUCCACCUGGAAUCAUUUCUCAUAGCUCACCCAACGCUAAAUGCACUACAGUAUGACCCCCACAAUAAAACAUUAACGAAGGAGAGUUACAACACAACCGAAAUGCGUACAUUACGGAAGGAGGCAGUUAAAAAGGGCAUGUCGGCCAAAAGCUUUGCUCUUAUAAUGGGUACACUUGGUCGCCAAGGCAGUCCACGCAUUUCGACCGUAUCAUACAG
Trypanosoma cruzi is the source of this 806-nucleotide messenger RNA. Its product is annotated as diphthamide synthesis protein, putative. Gene Ontology annotation, molecular function: 2-(3-amino-3-carboxypropyl)histidine synthase activity. The record is from RefSeq and is a predicted model, not a curated record. NCBI's taxonomy places the organism in Eukaryota, Euglenozoa, Kinetoplastea, Trypanosomatida, Trypanosomatidae. The transcript has a single exon. The annotation marks the transcript as partial. Gene Ontology annotation, biological process: protein histidyl modification to diphthamide.